Messenger RNA from Sorghum bicolor (sorghum), 3792 nucleotides. RefSeq names its product transportin MOS14. Bases 116 to 3193 code for a protein of 1025 amino acids. Gene Ontology annotation, cellular component: nuclear membrane; cytoplasm. Lineage: Eukaryota; Viridiplantae; Streptophyta; Magnoliopsida; Poales; Poaceae. The transcript has 22 exons. The record is from RefSeq and is a predicted model, not a curated record. Gene Ontology annotation, biological process: protein import into nucleus.
UCCCCCACUCGUCCGUGCGAGACUGCGUGCCACUCGGCCCAAUCCCCUCCGUCCCCUGUCUCCCUCCCGGCCGCACCCGAACCCACCCGCCGCCACACGUCCCGCCGUCGCCGCGAUGGACGCCGCGGAGGCGUCGGAGCUGCAGGCGCGGCUGGCCGCGGCCGUGCACGCGCUCAACCACGACGCGAGCCCCUCCGCGCGCCUCGCCGCAAACCAGUGGCUCCUCGCGCUGCAGCGGUCCCCGCAGGCGUGGGCAGUCGCUACCUCCCUCCUGGCCGCCCCGGACCCGCCCCCGCCCGCCGACCUCCUCUUCUUCGCCGCGCAGAUGCUCCGCCGGAAGAUCCAGUCCCCCGGCUCCGCUUUCCCCGCGCUCGGCCUGGCGCCGCAGCUCCUCGACGCGCUGCUCCUGGCAGCGCGGCGGUUCUGCGCCGCCCCGGCCCCGCGCCAGCUGCUCACGCAGAUCUGCCUGGCGCUCGCCGCGCUCGCGCUCCGCGCCGAGGGCGGCGUCGACGGCCUCUUCGCGCGGAUGCCGCACCUGCCGCCCCCAGCCGUGCUGGAGCUGCUCACCGUGCUCCCCGAGGAGGCUGCGCAGGACCAGGGCGGCGACACGGGGGUCGACGCCGCCGCGCGGUGCCGGUUCACGCGCGAGCUGCUCGCGCACGCGCCCGCCGUGCUCGAGUUCCUCCACGGGCAAUCCGAGAAGGCACCCACCGAUGACGAUGGGGUUCCCCUCCACGAGCGCAACCGCAGAAUCCUCCGGUGCCUACUGAGCUGGGUCCGCGUGGGGUGCUUCUUGGAGACGCCGGCAGCUGCGCUUGCCACGCACCCACUUCUCACUUUUGCGUUCAACUCGCUGCAGGUGUCCUUCUCGUUUGAGGUGGCCAUAGAGGUUAUGAUUGAGCUUGUCAGCCAGCACCAAGAAAUACCUGAGGCCUUUCUGAGUAAGACACCUUAUAUAAGGGAAGUUCUUCUUCUACCAGCUUUAGCCAACCGAAGUGAGAAGAUCAUUGCUGGUCUUGCCUGUUUGAUGUGUGAAGUUGGCCAGGCGGCACCUGCUUUGGUUGCAGAAGGGGGUGGCCAAGCACUUGCUCUCACUGAUGGACUUUUGAGAUGUGUAGCUUUUACUAGUGAAGAUUGGGAAAUUGCAGAGUCAACCUUGCAAUUUUGGUGCAGUUUGGCACAUUUUAUUCUUGGUAUUGAUGUGAAGACAGCCAAAAGAAAUGUGGUACGAGAGUUGUUUGUGCCUGUGUUUUCUUCACUGCUGGAUGCUCUUUUAUUUCGUGCUCAGAUGGACACUGAUUCUGAUGGAGCACCUUGUAUACCUGAGGGACUAACACAGUUCAGGAUGAAUUUGGAGGAGCUCCUCAUCGAUAUUUGUUUGCUUCUAGGUGCCCCUGCAUAUAUAAACAAGCUCUUUUCUGGUGGAUGGGACUUCUCAAGCCAAACAAUUCCUUGGAAGGAGGUAGAAGUUAGAAUGUAUGCACUCAGCAUGGUUGCUGAUACGAUUUUACAAGAUGAAAGCUCCUUCGAUUUUUCAAUCAUAAUGCAUUUUGUAAACAUUUUGUCCAGCAGAACACCUGUUGAACUGAAUGGAAGUUUGUUUUUGGUAUAUAAAUCGUUUGGUGAUGUCAUUGGUUCGUACUCAAAGUGGCUAUCGUCUUCUCAAAGUAACAUUAAGCCCUUACUCCUGUUUUGUGCGUCAGGAAUUUCAAAAUCUAUAUCAUCAAAUGCUUGCUCGUUAGCCUUGCGCAAACUUUGUGAGGAUGCUCCUUCAUUCAUCCAUGAACCUCAGAACCUUGAAAUUCUUUUCUGGAUUAGUGAGGGCAUGAAUAAAGGGAACCUGCAGCUAGAGGAUGAAGAAGAGAUAAUUAGUGCAAUCACACAUGCUUUAAGUUCUGUUAGUGAAAAAGAGUUGAAGAAAAGUUCACUGGCCAGGUUACUUUGUUCCAGUUACUCAGCAGUGGAAAAGAUUAUUGACAUAGACAGAGAUCAAUCGCUAAGGCAAAAUCCAGCUGCUUAUACACAAUCGUUGGAUCUUGCUGUCCGUGGUCUUUACAGGAUGAGUGCUUUGUUUCAUCAUUUGGCUACAUCAGUCACAUCUGGUCUGGUUGAUGAUGAUAUAAUUAUAGUUCUUCUUGGAAUACUUUGGCCACUUCUUGAAAAGCUUUUCCGAUCAUCUCAUAUGGAGAAUGUGAACUUAUCUGCAGCUGUAUGUCGUUCUCUUUCUUCUGCUAUGCAUUCUUGCGGACACCACUUUCAUAUUUUAUUACCUAAAGUUAUGGAGUGCUUAUCUGCAAAUUUCUUGCUGUUUCAAAGGCAUGACUGCUUCUUGAGGACAGCUGCCAAUGUUAUUGAAGAGUUUGGCCACAAAGAAGAAUAUGGGGCUUUAUGUGUUAGGACUUUUGAAACACUUAGCUCUGCAUCUUCAAUAUCAGCUCUGAAUUCUUCUUAUACCUGUGAUCAAGAACCGGACCUAGUUGAAGCAUAUACCUACUUUACAUCUAUGUUUAUUCGCUGCUGUCAAAAGGAAGCUAUUGUGGCAUCUAGCUCCCUGCUUGAGUUAUCAUUUCAAAAGGCAGCUAUAUGCUCUACAGCAAUGCACCGAGGAGCUGCACUUGCAGCAAUGUCAUAUAUGUCGUAUGGAUUUGGAGUGAAAACUCAUGUCAGCAAAAUGUUAGCUCAUAAAGGUUUUCUUGAGUCUGUCCUUGCUGCUGUGCUAGAAUCUCCUGAGUGCAUCCCUAAUGGGUCACCUGGUGUGGCCUUAAUCCAAAUAUUGGCACGCUGUGGUGAAGGUUUAUUAUCUAAUGUGCUUUAUGCUCUACUUGGUGUAUCAGCAUUGUCAAGGGUGCAUAAAUCUGCCACAAUAUUGCAACAACUGGCGGCAUUGUGCAGUUUCUGUGAGGCAACGGCAUGGAAGGCUGUUCUUAGUUGGAAUUCUCUUUGUGGGUGGCUACAAUCGACGGUGAAAUCUUUGCCUUCGGAGUAUCUAAAGCAAGGGGAAGCUGAAAUGAUAGUUCCAUUGUGGCUCAAGGUGCUUCAGGAUGCAGGCUCAGACUAUCUUUACAGCAGGACUGGUGAUAAUAUAAGAAGCCAUCAAGGUUACAUGCAAGGGAAGGGUGGCAGAACUCUUAAACGCAUAAUUAGAGAUUUUGCAGAAAGCCACCGGAAUGUUCCAAUUCCCAGUACUUCAUGAUAUGGAUCCCCAGUGCUGACAGUAGCUUGGAGUCUGACUCUAGAGAAGGGUCCUUGUGGAACUGAUGUCCGUCUUUGCUGGCAUGCUACAUGUUGAUCCUGUGGUUCCAUCUAUUGUUUGGCAAGAGGAGGCUAUUUGCUUGUUCCGAACACCUGGUUCUGACUCGGAGAGUCUUCUUUGUAUAGCAAGGUAGUCACACCAUUGUUCUGCUGACUACUUAGAGUUGAAUGUUGUGGAGCCACAUGGGCCUACAAGACUGGUGGUCAUUUCCAAAGUUGGAAGGCAUGUCAUGGUUCGAGAUCCAAUGUUUUUGAUGGAAACAUGGAUGCAUGAUGAGACAUACUGUGAAAAUCAUUGCGCUGGUAAGCUAUGAAGACAAAAUGUGGGAGACGAACGCAUAGUUGUACAUACCAUUCUUUGGUGGUUAGGGCAGGCGAUGUACAAAACAUUCAUAUGCAGUGUUACUGCUCGAAUUUUGAGUUAAACAUGGGCAGUAAUGCUUGGCAUUUAAUUAAACCUCCAUCAUGUCAGUUUAACCUUUGAACAAGUGUACAUAAUCAAAUAUAUUAUCCAAUGAUCAUAAUUUUAUGAGAUGGCUC